This is a messenger RNA of Phytomonas sp. Hart1, 2802 nucleotides long. NCBI's taxonomy places the organism in Eukaryota, Euglenozoa, Kinetoplastea, Trypanosomatida, Trypanosomatidae. The record is from the annotation of a GenBank genome assembly.
AUGCUUUUUAAUGUACUAAAUCGACAUACUCGUGUUUAUUAUGGUGACAAGCAUUACUCCAAGCAGCACAAAAGUGUUCGGUCCCUAAGAAAGUUUGUUGAAUUUCUGGAUCAACGGCAUAGUUCCAUCUCGAUAUUUGGUCUUCUAUUGCACAGCUUAAUGGAAAUAACCUCCGUAGUGAUCUACAUUUGGGUGCUGCAAAUUAACCGCAGUCAGAAUAUAAAAAAAUUCACAUGGGGGACGUCGAUGUUCAAUGUGGAAGUCAUCCUUAAUAUCAUUUUCUUCCUGGAAUGGAUUUUGCUCUUCUUUCUCGAGGAAGACAAAAAACAAUACUUUUUCUCCUGGCUUUCGUUUGUGAACGUCAUGACAAGCGUUCCGAUGAUCGUAUUGGGCGUUGGAGCGAUAUUCGAUAGCAACUAUCGGCAUGGGUGGGUACCUAUGUAUCUUCGAGUGUGGUGGAUCAAUAAUUGCUUGUGCAUAUUGCUAGACUAUCCACAAAUUGUAUAUUUUAUGGUGGAUAUCUACCGUGAAACAUGUCGCUUCUUUUCGCGCCUUUUAGCAGUUAUUUUCACCUGUAUUGGGACCUUUCAGAUGGUUCAGAGCUGCACGGGAGACUACAUCGAUUUAUUCGAUUCCAGCUACCUCAUGAUUGUGACCUUCGACACUUUGGGCUAUGGGGAUACAUUCCCUAGUACAACCCCAUCACGCCUUUUAAUGACGGUUCUUGUACUCAUCGGCAUCAGCUACUUCCUUCCACUCUUCCAGCGUCUGGCGCUGAUCGGGGAAAAGCGGCAGUACUACCGAACCUACAAAUCGGGGUGGCUUCGGUCGUCGCAUAAACAUGUGGUGAUCUGUGGUGAGUUUAGUGAUCUUGGGUUCGAUAUUUUGAUUCGAAACUUCUAUUCGGGAUGGCGCAAAUACCUGAGCACGUGUAUUGUGUUUAUGUUCCCAAAAGCGUACUCCGCGGAGGUCCAACUGACCGCCAACCUGCCAUGGUAUAAGGGGCGUGUCCACCUCAUGGUUGGCGACCCCACCAAAGAGGUUGAUCUGCGCCGUGCAGGGGCGAAAUCCGCAGACGCGAUCUUUUUAUUUGGGAAUACGCGAUCUGCCGCUUAUUAUCGGGAUUACGACAUUAUCGAACAAUCCCUGGCGGUGGGUCUUUUCGACCUCGAGUUGCCCCAACUCCUCAUGCUGCGCCGCAGCCGAACGAUGAAGCAAAUCGCGCCCUACGCCGCAAGUGCGUUGGAGAUUGAGCGCACCGUGCACCACCUUCUUGGAUUAUCCAUGGUAAAUCCCGGUAUUAUCCCGUUUAUUAUUAAUUUAAUGAACACGUACGAGCCGAUGUCGCUCGAUAUGCCGCACGCCUGUCAUUGGAUCGAGCAGUACGAGUACUCGAUCCGAAAUGAUUUGUACGAUAUCGAUGUAGUGGACACCCUGCGCGGGCGUGAAUUCCGUACCUUAGCUCGCUCCUUUUUUGAAUACGACAUCACACUUAUCGGCGUCCUCGAUGCGCAUUACACAGUCAAGUUGAACCCUAUCGAAGUGAUCCCAAACGCGAAGAAGCUCCUCCUGAUCGCAAGAUCCAUGAAAGCGGUCCAUGACGCCACGGCCGCGAUCUCGAGUGAUUUCGAGCAGACCUUUGGGGAGGAAAUGUUGAUGGCUCUCAGUCCUAAUGAGCGUGCAAGGGCAAAGAAUGGAUUCAAACCUAAUUCUCAGCGCACGUACCAGGAAUGGGACUCCAAAACCCCUUCGCCCAACGAUCAAGCCAGCGAUGAUUUCGAUCAUUAUGAUCAUUGCGGUGAUACGAUGCCGUACGCAUCGAAUUUAGCGGUAGGAAAUGCCCAAAGUUCAGCGCGAAAGCCGCACUGCAACAAAAACGCCAACCUCAACAAAGAAACCGAAUGUCUGCUUCGCAUAAAUGACGCUUUUGGAUGUGAAAAGCACUUUCUGAUGAUUGAUCUGUCUUCGGCGAAAGGCAAAGAUAAUACGACGCGCUAUGCAUUAGAAAGUCACCUGGCCGCCCUUGCGCAUGACGUGUAUUCCGUCAUGCGCCCUAUUCGUCAGGUCUAUCCUCAGAGCGACAUUAUUUUGCUGACCAAUGAUGUAAGUUUUGCACCCUACUUUACCGAUGUCUGGGGGUUUAAUGAAGAAGCGGGCCCGUUGAAGUACAUUCUAGGUUGUGGCCUGAAUACGACGGAGCUGAUGCGCUGCAAUCUUCAGGAAUGUGCAGGGUGUUGUAUCUUUUUCGCGGGGGAUAUCAGCCGCGAGGGCUCAACCGCUGCGAUGUCCAUGCUGGUUGUCCUCUCAAUCCAUAAUAUCCUCAAUGGAGCACCACCCUUUCCGGUCGUGGUGGAGCUCGAAGGCCUAAUCAACCUCUCUCUUUUCCCUCCGGUCGCCGAGGAUGCUGAACUUCGGUCAAAGGCAAGGAUGGAUAUUGUAUUUGAGCCAAACUUUUUAAUUGGCAAUGCUAUCAGUCGGGAGAUGCUACUCCCAGCUCUACAGCGAACGUACUUUAUGGAGGAGUUUAUUGAUGUGAUGAAUGCAAUGAUCAAUGGGUAUGCAAACAACCAACCCACCCUAUCGCAGCUUUCACUAAGCAUGUGCGUGGUGGAGCUUGGAACCUACGAAGACGUCAUUAACUACUGUCUGAGAGCAGGCUUUUUACCCAUUGCGCUCUACCGUUGUAUUCGAGAUGCGAAAAAUCCAUCACUUGACGGGUUCCGCUAUAUCCUUACAAACCCACCGAAGUAUCUGGGCGUAGACCAGGCUGUUGAUAUCGUUUACUAUCUGAUUCCUCAAUAA